Molecule: messenger RNA, 2681 nt
Organism: Austrofundulus limnaeus
Lineage: Eukaryota; Metazoa; Chordata; Actinopteri; Cyprinodontiformes; Rivulidae
Product: desmin
Exons: 11
Coding region: 1254-2597 (447 amino acids)
Biological process (GO): intermediate filament organization
Cellular component (GO): cytoplasm; intermediate filament
Molecular function (GO): structural constituent of cytoskeleton
Source: RefSeq, a predicted model, not a curated record
AUGUAAUUAUAUUGUUGCUGUUUGUUGUAAAUGCUCAGUUUCACAUGUCUACAAAGUCAAAGGAUAAGAAUUAUUUURUAACAUACUGUAUUGCAUUUCUCUUUGUAAUUUUAAAGUGAUAGCUUUUCCCAAUUUAUUUAUGUUUUUUAUGUAGGCAUUUAUUUUGAUAAAAGCUUAUGCAAAGCAGAUAUGUUUAAAACAUUUGGGCAAAUAGUUUUGAAUAACAGAGCUGAUUUUAUAUUGUUCCAAAAGUCCCAUGCUGCAGUGAGAUGUGACGUCAAUGAUACGGGAGGAAAGAGCUGCAGAAUUAAUUCAUUAGGAACUGGAAAACCUUUUUUUUUUACUAAAAGGACUGUAUAAUAUAUCUCUGCUCAAAUUAGUGCCUGUGGAUGUUUUAGUUGUUUUUUUCUGGUUUGUUUGAUCUAUUGAAUGCAGGCGGAUAUGUGAGAAUCAGGUUUAGUCCUAAUAGAAAAGGUUAAACACAAUAAAGUGUAGCCUCUCUGACUUCUGACCCAGUGACCUUGUAGAUGAACAGUUUUGAGCAGCCUCAUCAUCGUUAUAUGCUCUCUUAUUACUGUGCCCUGUCAUCCGUAAACUCCAGACAAAAAUCUUUUCUUUUUUUCCUGUUCUUUUUUUUCUGAAUCAGUUCAUUUCAAUGUCUUUUUUCUGCAUAGUCAAGUUUUAAUUUGUUGGAACCGGACCAGACUAAUAAGUAUUAAUUUAUGUCAAAUCUUGCCGGGGCUCCUCUGCAGCCACAGCCUUAUCAGGUCACCCUCCAGCUUCUGCUUAGCGUUCAAUUAGGUCCCUCAUCCCAUCAGAGCAGAUCAUGUCAGAGCUGCACCUACUGGCAGYAGGCUGAGCGAGCCCUGCCUCCUUCAGUGUCUGCUUGUCUUUCUGUUGUCCAGUGUUGGACACUGAGGUAAUGUGCCCGGGGGAAUCUUAUUGAAAAUAAAAUGCUAUUCCAAGUCUUUGGAGGAAACAGUGAUGCUGUAAGCUUAUUUCCCAGCCUUGCUCAACUCUUCACAAGCGUCUGACAGAUGCCCGAGCAGCCUGCUUCGUUGCUGAGGUUCGAGAUUCCACAGGUGUUGGCUCAUGUGCUGGGCGGGCCUGCAGAGAGCAGAAACACGAAUGUCACUGUGGAGUAUAAAAUCAGAGAACGGGUUUGACAGCAGGUACAGAAGGGACAUCACAGUGAACCAUAGACAGGUCCAGCCUGACCGUUUCUCCUUCAGACCACCAAACAAACAGGAAUAAUGAGUCGCAGCCCGGACAGGAUUUCAUCUUAUCGCCGUCACUUUGAGGACAGCAGCAGCUCAACCUACCAGGUAAGGGUGUCCAGUCCGUCUCCCACCAGGGGACAGACCCGUCAUGGCUCCUCCGGCUACUCUGCCAGAUCUGGGUCCAGCAGCAUGUGUGUGGACUCAGUGGGACGAAGGACCUCCUCUGCAKUGCGCAGGUCUCGCACGGCUGGAGUUGGUGUCAGCGCAGGAGCCUUGGUGUGCGUUGGUCCAAGUGGAGAGCGUCCCAUAGACCUGGAUGCAGCUGCAGCUGAGAACCAGGAGUUUCUCAGCACCCGAACAACUGAGAGACAGGAAAUGAUUGUCCUCAAUGACAGACUGGCUGUUUAUAUUGACAAGGUUCGAUCACUUGAGCAGAAGAACAAACUGCUGGAGGCAGAGAUUGAGGCCUACCAAGGCCGCUUUGAGAAACCAACAGGUCUUCGUUUGUUGUAUGAGGARCAAUUAAAGGAGCUGAAAAGGAUUGCUGAGCAGAUGAAAGUCCAGCGGGACCUUUCUUUGGAGGCUAAGGAAACUGCAGCUGCUCAACUAGAGGCAAUCAAAAUCAAAUACGAGGAAGCAGUGGAGCUAAGAAAGAAGGCUGAGUUAGACAUUGAAAUCAUCCGCCCGGAUGUCGACAGAGCAACUUCCUCUCGCAUUGUGUUGGAGAAGAAGUUGGAGCAGCUGGAAGUGGAAAUAGAAUUUUUGAAACGAAUCCAUCAGCAGGAAAUUGAUGAACUUUUGAAAAAGAUCUAUUCAGCUCAUGUUUCAGCUGAAAGUGCCUUUGCUUUGCCUGAUCUGGCUGGUGCGUUGAAACAAAUCCAAACCCAGUACGAUGACAUUGCGGCCAAAAAUCUUCAGGAAAUGGAUUCAUGGUAUAAAAACAAGUUUGAAGAUCUAACCAAAAAGUCAUCCAGGCAUGUCGAUAAAGUUCGAAGCGUUAGAGAAGAAAUAGCAAAUGCCAAAAAAGAUAUCCAAAGUAAAGAGCGUGACUUGGACUCAUUGAGGACCAGAAAUGAAGCCCUUGAAGCUCAGAUACGAGAGCGGGCAGAAAAGUACAAGAAAGAACUGGAAGACCUGCAGGCUCGAAUAGAGGCCCUGCAGCUUGAGCUGAAAUCCACCAAGGAGAAAAUUGCACUGCACCUGAGCGAGUACCAGGAACUCCUGAAUAUCAAGAUGGCUCUGGAGAUAGAGAUUACUACUUACAGAAAAUUGAUUGAGGGGGAAGACCUGCGGCUGUCUGGCAUGAUGCAAUCCCUGUCUCUUACCAGCUGUAGCAUGAGCACCAUUAGCGCUGGGAACGGUGAAAACCGAGGAUGAUGUGGUGGAGAUGGACCACCAAGAACAGACCUACACCAUCUCUGGUGCUGCAGAUGACUCUGAUGUUGAAUGAAUAACAAAUUU